Molecule: messenger RNA, 494 nt
Organism: Paraglomus occultum
Lineage: Eukaryota; Fungi; Glomeromycota; Glomeromycetes; Paraglomerales; Paraglomeraceae
Source: the annotation of a GenBank genome assembly
CUCCAGACGAUCUCCUGCACGAUCCUAGAAAUACAAUUAACUCACGAGUAAAAGUUCUUAAAGAAUUCUUUCUGUCAUUAAGACGUAGUGAAAUCUUACCUACUUUUGUUCUUGUGGAUAAAGAUGCUGGCCAAAUAGCAGCUAUACAGGAGGCCUGGUCUUGGACAGCCAAUAUUCAACUUUGCUUAUGGCAUGUCAAACGUGCAAUUGAUCGUAAACUACAAGAUAAAAAGUAUAAGUCGAGUCAGUAUACAGCACGAAAAGCAAAAAAAGCCAAUGAACAAUUUCAUUUUAUUGAUGCAUCCUGGAUACCUGGAGGUAUUCUGUGCCCACAAGAAAAAAGAAAAGAAGUAUUAAAUAUGGUAAAAGGACUUCAUCCACUUAUACCAAUCAGCAGAGAAAUCUUUCUUACCUCAAUGAAAAUUUAUUACCAGAGUGUUGAAGAGAUGUAUAGAUUUUGUAGAGGAAACAAUCUGGUUCACUUGUGGGAUUAA